GGCAAAAUGGACGAUAUAGCAGUUCGGAUGCCCGAUCAUGUCUUAGAAGUGAUAUUUUCAUAUUUGGAUCUGCACUCCAUGAGAAAUUGUUCUUUGGUGUGCAAAAACUGGUACAGAAUUCUCAAUGACGAAAAUAACGAUGUAUGGCGAAUGCACUGCAUUAGAAAAUUAGCCCAAGAAGUUCUCAGUUCAGACUUGCUGUCAUCUGUACCAACGUAUAAAGCCAAAUUACGAGCAUUUUAUCAUGCCUGGAAUCCAAAUGAUUGUUCGCGCAACGUUUACAUCAAACCCAACGGAUUUACUCUGCACAGAAAUCCAGUGGCGCAAAGUACAGACGCGUGUAGAGGUAAAAUAGGAUUUCGGCAUGGAAGACAUGCUUGGGAAGUGAUUUGGGAAGGACCUUUGGGAACAGUUGCAGUGAUAGGAAUAGCAACAAAAGAAGCACCCCUUUUGUGCCACGGGUACGUAGCACUUCUGGGCUCUGAUGAGCACUCAUGGGGCUGGAAUCUCGUAGAUAAUCACCUAUUGCACAACGGGGAUGCACAAGGAAAUUAUCCUUUACUCAACAAUGCUCCGAAGUAUCAAGUUGGUGAAAGAAUUCGAGUCAUCUUAGAUUGCGACGACAACACGCUCUCGUUUGAAAAAAAUUACGAAUUUCUAGGAGUAGCAUUCAGAGGACUUCCGGACAAAAGAUUGUUUCCUUCAGUCUCGGCGGUAUACGGAAAUACAGAAGUUUCGAUGGUGUAUUUAGGGCCUCCCUUGGAUGGGUAACAUUGUGGAAAUGGCAGAAUCACAGACUUAAAAAAUCACUGAUCGACGCCAAGUUCAGGAACUUAAAUCUACGUUUAAGUAGAAUUUUUACAUUGAGAACGAUCCGACGAUUUCUCUUUCAGUGAAAAGAGAAAAAAGAUUGAGGCAUUGUCGUUGAAAUCGACAAGUGUUUGGACGAUGAUGUAUAUAGGCUACGACUCAUGUAGAUAAUAAGUGUAUGUUUAGCUAAAGGCUCUCGAGCCAAAAGUACUGAACUUAAGUAUACGGCUGCUGCUCUCCUACGCCAGUUUUCGCUUUUCAGUUACUGAAAACUCGUACUUUAUAUGCAACGAAGCAGAACUACACAGUGGGCACACAAGUCCUAAACUUGUCCUAUAUACGUCUUUCGGCGGACGUCUUAAGGACGCCCUGAAGACCUUUUAAAGGCAUGAAAAGAUCCGAAGGAUGUCUUAAAGGCGUCAAAUCAUAUGACAUAGAGGUACAUUCUAAGGAUGUCUUUAUGACGUCCCAGUGCCCACUGGGUAGUUCCAAGUCAUCAAAGCAAUCUGCUGAUCUGCGACUUGCAUUACUCCAUUAGAACUUCGAGAUUUAUUUAAUAGCGAUCGUGCAAUUACAUUCCUAGGUGAGGUCACACCGCUUAUUACUUGUGUACUUACGUACUUAAGAAUGUCGAUUGUGAGAGAUAUUCAAGAUUUUGUGAAAUUUAGGUCCGCGAAACUGGAAAAAUUCACGAUUCUUGUCUCGGAAGAAGUCCCUGAGUUUUUACUGCUAAAUAAGAUUCCAUUUUUUUAGCUGGGCAUUUAAAAUACUCCUAGGUUUUUCCUUCUUGUCGAGUAUUCCGUAAAGUGUGCUUCUAGUGAUUUUGCAAAUACAUUGUUUAUUUUUUAAAAACGAUGUAAUGUAACUAAUGUCCAGAUUGUAUAUUACAAUCUGAUUUAAAAAAUUACCUAGAGAUGGUAAGGUUUUUACGAGAUAUCUUAUUUAUUUAGAAUCCAUGGAAAUGAACGAUUACAAAUGAGGUGUUUUUAAUGUACAUACAGUUUCCUAUUAUUAUAUUUAUCACGUGUAGUUUUCAUCGAUUAUUUUUUCUAAACUUUUGUACAGAAUUGUGUACAUAGC
Belonocnema kinseyi is the source of this 1890-nucleotide messenger RNA. RefSeq names its product F-box/SPRY domain-containing protein 1 (gene Fsn). Gene Ontology annotation, biological process: proteasome-mediated ubiquitin-dependent protein catabolic process; synapse assembly involved in innervation. Lineage: Eukaryota; Metazoa; Arthropoda; Insecta; Hymenoptera; Cynipidae. The transcript is spliced from 4 exons. Gene Ontology annotation, molecular function: protein binding. The record is from RefSeq and is a predicted model, not a curated record. The coding region runs from base 7 to 771 and encodes 254 amino acids. Gene Ontology annotation, cellular component: SCF ubiquitin ligase complex; synapse.